Messenger RNA from Carassius gibelio (silver crucian carp), 4016 nucleotides. Its product is annotated as forkhead box protein F2-like. Lineage: Eukaryota; Metazoa; Chordata; Actinopteri; Cypriniformes; Cyprinidae. Gene Ontology annotation, cellular component: nucleus. Gene Ontology annotation, molecular function: DNA-binding transcription factor activity, RNA polymerase II-specific; RNA polymerase II cis-regulatory region sequence-specific DNA binding. The transcript has 2 exons. Bases 821 to 1975 code for a protein of 384 amino acids. The record is from RefSeq and is a predicted model, not a curated record. Gene Ontology annotation, biological process: regulation of transcription by RNA polymerase II; animal organ morphogenesis.
UUGACGAGAUGCUCAACCAGGUCACUGCCGUACGUGCUCGCAUUCCUCUCUCCUCGGUGAAGCGACGUGCUCUCGCUUCGCACUUACUUCUCCCGACGGUCAAACGCGCCAUUACAUCGUACCACUCACUAGAAGUGCUUUUCUAUUUAAACCUCCCGUUUUCCACUGCCAGAACUCUCACCAAAACACGCCAUUAAUUACUGGAGCCCUGACAGCCUUCGCCCCGGUGUUUGGCGUGUGGCGCUGUUGAUUGAACCGUCGGACUAGGCUUGAUAAAUGGCGUUAUUGCGUGUAUUUAGGCUGUCAGAGGGGAGGUGGGGAGUCUCUCUGCUCGGACUCUGCACAGCCUCCUGCCAGACCGAUAGCUGGAGGCAUGCCAGACAUGGAAAGGGGUGGGCCUCUGCAGUUUGAGGAGAUUUCUUGGAGGAAUUUAGUGGGGAUCUAGGGGGCAGAGAGAGAUUUACGAAUUGAUAGGUGGUCGCGUUUUGUUUGGCCGCACAUCUUUGCGCCAGAGGACUCUGGAGCAUUGAGUUUCCUUCUCUUAAAGGAUUAGUCCUCACGAUGGCCACCAAGAGACUAAGGAGGGGUCGCUAUCCUGGCGACACACAGCUGGUGGCUUCACCCAGGAGCGCGUUCUUCGAGCAGAGCAGAGUUGUGGCGCACUGACCUCGGCCGCCUAGAACAGUCACUGGCUUUUAAAAGAGAUUUGCUUGGAGUACACAGAGUUUUCUCCUUUAUUUUUAGUUCUGACUCUACUUUUGAAAAUUAAACCCGUCUUUUAUACAGCCGUUCAGCUCCCUUCGGGCUCCAAGGCUUCGCGAUGACGACCGAGAGCUCUCAGCAGCAGCUGGACCCGCCGGCUCCCAUCAGAUCCAGCCCCGCAUCCAGUGCCAUGCACUCGGCGCUUCAGAGCACGCAGCCCGCGGUGGAGAGCACAGCUGCGACCGGCACCAAGGGCAAGAAGUCCAACUCGGGCAUGAGACGACCCGAAAAACCGCCGUACUCCUAUAUCGCCCUCAUAGUCAUGGCGAUACAGAGCUCUCCGACCAAAAGGUUAACGCUGAGCGAAAUCUAUCAGUUCCUCCAAGCGCGUUUCCCGUUUUUCAGGGGUUCCUACCAAGGCUGGAAAAAUUCCGUCAGACACAAUUUGUCUCUCAACGAGUGCUUCAUCAAACUUCCCAAAGGCCUCGGGCGACCGGGCAAAGGCCACUACUGGACCAUCGACCCCGGGAGCGAGUUCAUGUUCGAGGAGGGCUCUUUCCGACGCAGGCCCCGUGGUUUCCGAAGGAAAUGCCAGGCUCUCAAACCGAUGUACCGCAUGAUGAACGGCAUCGGCUUCGGCGCUUCGAUGCUGCCCCAAAACUUCGACUUCCAGUCGCCCUCCGCGUCCCUGGCCUGCCACACCAACAGCUACAACCUGGACAUGAUGAGCAACCCUGUGCCCGGCGUUCACACGGGUUACGAUGGCCUCAGCACAGCAGGUCAUCAUGUCUCACACAUGUCGCCCAGCUCGGGCUCUACAUACAUGACGGCAUGCCAAGUCGCUCCCAACGGCGAGUACGGCCCGGAAAACAGCAACAGUCCGCUGCACUCUCCGCCGGCCAUGAGCGGCUCUCUGGAGUGUCACUCUCCGUACGGAGCCGCCUCGGCGCACUGGGCUUCUUCAGGUGUGUCUCCUUACAUUAAACAGCAGCCGCUGGCCUCCAGCAGCCCAAACUCCUCCGGAUUACACUCCAGCAUGCCCCCUUAUUCUCUGGAGCAGGGCUAUCUGCAUCACAACGGCCGAGAGUCGGCAGACAUCUCAGCAGGAAUGUCUCGAUACCAGUCCCACUCAUCGCCAGUCUGUGACAGAAAAGACUUUGUGCUGAACUUCAACGGUAUAACGUCGUUUCAUCCAUCCAGCAGUGGAUCCUACUAUCAUCAUCAGCUGCAUCACCAAGGAGUCUGUCAAGAUGUAAAGCCAUGCAUCAUGUAAUUUAAACCACGACAAUCAGAAAAUAAUAAUAAUAGUCUAAUAAUAAAGCCGAACGUACGGACUGAACUCGCACAUGACGAGAUUGCGUGCGUUUGAUGCACGGUCAUCUAUGAAGAAUAACUACAACCAAUGGAAGGCGUUCAUCUCUCCGUAUUACUGAGAGAAACUAUGAAGAAAGACACGAACUGAUCGGAACUGAGGACUCCACAGGGAAGGAAAGCGUUUGGGCUUUUUUUUUUUUUUUGGAAAGAUCAUGACAUAUAUUUACUAUCUUGGAAAGACCUCGAAGCGUCUGCAAAUGAGGAGACGUGAUCUUUAACAAAGCUGUUUAUCCAGUCCAUAAUUAAUAGCCAAGUCUUUUGUUUGAUUUGACCACAUUUUCAGUGAGGAUGAGAGGGGAAAGGGCUCGGUGCCUGAGCAUUUCAAGCCGUAGUGAAAUUAAACCUGUUUUUUCUCGAUGCACUCAGAAACAUCGCGAGAUUCAGAAAUCUGAGCUCAGUCGCGUGGGAAUCGAUGCAUGUCACAAACCCACUUAAUUACUAAAUAUCUUAUUUGUCUAAACCUUAUGUGUGUUUCUUUUUGACGGCUCUUCAGUGAUUCCACCUCUUAUAUUUUCAGGGGUGAGUGUGUAGGUCUGGGGAUAAUUCAUGUGUAAAAGGAAAGAGGCCUACACAAAUACCGUAUUAGAAUAAUAAUGAUUGCACUUUUGUUAGUUUAACAAGUUGACAAAUUACAGUUAUGUACAGUACAAUAAAACGAUGUAUUCUCAAAAAGGGUGUAAUUUUUUACUAUUCUUUUUUUUUAUUGCUUAACCAUGCUUAACCAUUUUUUUUAUUUUACAUAAACACGCGCAAGACUAUUUUACUGUAACUGGUUUGAAAAUAAUAAUAGUAAUAAUAAUAAUAUAGCCUAAUUAUUAAAUUCAGUUUACCAGCUACUCUGGAAAUAUAUGAAACUCCCCCAAAAUUGUGCUUACAAACUUUAUAUUUUUAUUUUUGGUGGAAAAUAAAUAAAUAAAUAAUCGGUCAAAUAUUUUAGAUUCAAAUACACGCAUUUAGGCAAUUGUCUGUGAAAAUGUCUAUUUUAGAAAUUAGCAUAACCCGCUUCUUCGAUCAAAUACACGCUCUUCAAAAGACAAGAACGCGUCCUUAUUAGGCUACAUCAGCAAAAACAAACACGUAAUAGCCUAUGUGCAAAUAAACAGAGAUAAUAAAAGAUUGAAAUUGCAAAGAAAACCAGACUUUUUACCAUCACAUUUUAUGCUCAAUAAUCCCAGAGGUUUUUGUAACUCGUAAAACUCCAUCGAAAUCAUCGGCGCACUUAUAACACGCCGUUUUAUAUGCAUUCUAGAGCCCUCUAAAUCAAGCAUACAAAUAAUAAAUAGAAUAAUAAUACAUUUCAUAUUUCUCAUUGAAAUCUGAAAUUAAAUAAAAUAUAAACUGUCGAAACACGUUAUAUACCGACUCCCAUGAAAUCAAUGAAAGUCAAAUAAAAGUAGGCUAUGGGGCAUCUCUUAGCAGAAUCUGAGGAUUAUUGGAAUUAUGAACGAGCUGAAUGAAUAGAGAAAGUCAUCAAGCGUGCCGAGGUUAGCUCAGUUUAACCUCUAGUGCUCAGCUGAAGGCCUUCGCUUCACCACCGGCUCAAUUUAACGAUUAAACACGGUGCAAUGUCGCCAUCUACCGCUACACCAAACCUGUGCCUGUGUAGAAUCCUUAGGGAUUUUAUUAUUUAUUGUUUUAAAUGCGUAUGGUUGCAUUACUUCCUCUCAAAAUAAUACAAAACUAAAACAGAACUUCUUACUAACAGCAAACAGAUUUUAUUCAUGGUCAAAUAAUAAUAACACCCCAGUGUCUUGAAGGAAGAAUUCCAACCAUGAAAUUCCAUCUUUAAAAACAGUAGGCCUAAAGAUAAUUAACAUAUUCUACAUUAAUUUAAAUUUGUAUAUUACAUUAGUAUAUUGCAAUAAACAUUCAUGUCUUAACAUGCCUAAAGUGAUUGUAAUAUUGUCAACUAAAAUAAAAAGAUUGUUUUUACAAUAUUA